Impatiens glandulifera is the source of this 930-nucleotide messenger RNA. RefSeq names its product 40S ribosomal protein S8. Gene Ontology annotation, biological process: maturation of SSU-rRNA from tricistronic rRNA transcript (SSU-rRNA, 5.8S rRNA, LSU-rRNA); translation. The transcript is spliced from 5 exons. Gene Ontology annotation, cellular component: cytosolic small ribosomal subunit; ribosome. NCBI's taxonomy places the organism in Eukaryota, Viridiplantae, Streptophyta, Magnoliopsida, Ericales, Balsaminaceae. Gene Ontology annotation, molecular function: structural constituent of ribosome. The record is from RefSeq and is a predicted model, not a curated record. The coding region runs from base 143 to 796 and encodes 217 amino acids.
UCAUAUUUUAGGACGGCGUCGGCCAUUCAAUAUAAACAUCUUCUUCUCUCUGCAGCUACAUCCUCUUUGUUGUGUGAUUCUGCAUUUUUCGGCGAUUUCAGUCUCCGGUUAGGGAAAUCCCUAGAAUCCUCCAUCUGCAACCAUGGGGAUAUCUCGUGAUUCCAUGCACAAAAGGCGUGCAACUGGAGGAAAGAAGAAGGCGUGGAGGAAGAAACGAAAGUACGAGCUCGGAAGGCAGCCAGCAAACACAAAGCUGUCGACUAACAAAACUGUAAGGAGAGUUAGAGUUCGUGGUGGGAAUGUGAAGUGGAGGGCACUUAGGUUAGACACUGGAAAUUACUCUUGGGGAAGUGAAGCAGUCACCAGGAAGACUAGAAUUCUGGAUGUGGUUUACAACGCAUCAAACAAUGAACUUGUUCGAACCCAGACAUUGGUCAAGAGUGCUAUUGUACAAGUUGAUGCUGCUCCUUUCAAACAAUGGUACCUUACACACUAUGGUGUUGAUGUUGGCCGAAAGAAGAAGACAACUGCUACCAAGAAGGAAACCGAGGAAGCUGAAGCUGUCACAGAAGAGACCAAGAAGAGCAGCCAUGUGAUUAAGAAACUUGAGAAACGUCAAGAGGACCGAAAGCUUGAUUCCCAUAUUGAGGAGCAGUUUGCUGGUGGUCGUCUUUUGGCUGCUAUUUCCUCAAGGCCUGGCCAAUGUGGUCGCUGUGAUGGAUACAUCUUGGAGGGUAAAGAGUUGGAAUUCUACAUGAAGAAGAUCCAGAAGAAGAAGGGGAAGAGUGCUGCUUAAGUUUUAAAAAUACUUUUUUAAUUGUCGGAUUGAAUGAUUAUUGUUUUUUUUACUUUCUAAUGGAUUCGAACUGAAGUUUUGUGACAUCUCUCUAUUUUUCAGAUAUUUUCUAUGAGCAUUGAUCUUAUUUAGUU